AUGAUGGAGAGCCUGGCUGCCUCCCCGGGCCAGACCAGUCCCAAGCCGAAUGAGACAGAUACUUUUGCGAUUGACCCUCUGAUCAUUGUCGAAUACCUGGCCAGUGUGCUCGAAAUUACACUUGGGGCUACGAGAAAGGAGCUGGAGAAUACUGGCAGUCUGCUGGCACCGGAGUCGAGGUCACAUACAAUCCAGCGAUGUACUCGAUUCGCCUCGGAAAACCAGGUGGCACUCUAUGUGACCAAGGAUAUUGCCUCAGCAGGAGGGCUGGAUGGCGUAAUCGAUGAAUCAAGUGUGUAUCUACCAGCAAACUCUGUAACUUAUAACUACACUCUUGCAACGGAUAUUUCCUUCUCUCCAUCGACGACUGCUUCGAUUGCGCUUUUAAAACGACCAUACCCAAUAGACCCCACGAUACCCAUUACUUCUCAAGUACAAAUUCUUAAUUUACCAGGUGCAGCGUCUUUAAACAGCAGCACAAAUGGACAGGCCGGAUCGGCAGUCAGUCCCUACGAGGUUCUACACUCGAUUGUCCACCUUGCGCUGGCGCCAUAUUUCGACGCGUAUACCAAAAAUCAACACAGUCUGAACGGACCUCGUGGCAGAUCAGAGGCGGAUGGCAAGACCGGGGUUCCGAUGACCAAGAAGAGGAUGGCCGAGUUGGAGUUGAGCUUGCUACAUCUUCAACAAAACAUUGAGAUUCCCGACUUGGUUUUGCCACUGCACCCAAUGAUCCAGAAUGCUGUGGAGGAGGCUGCAAGCCGAAACAUAAAACCUACGUCGGAAUUUUUACCGCCAAAUCUCCUCCAGGACAGCACCUUCCUCAAUAGUCUACAAUCGAUUGUGAAUGGGUGGAUCAAAUCGAUACAGACAAUCACGAAGAUGGACAGGGACGCUGCUAGCGGGACUGCUACGCAAGAGAUCAACUUUUGGUUAUCUCUGGAAUCGGCAUUGCUAGGAAUUGAUAAUCAGCUUCGUACAGAAGGCGUGCAUCUCACCCUGGAUAUCCUGAAGGCCGCAAAACGUUUCCAGGCUACUAUCAGCUUUACUGCAGAUACCGGAUUGAAGGAAACGACUGAGCGUGUGCAGAAAUACAAUCAGCUCAUGAGAGACUUCCCACUGGAUGAGCUGCUUUCUGCGACUUCUUUGUCCAAGAUCCAAGAUGCUGUGGAUCUGAUCUUUGCGCACCUGAACAAGAAACUGAGGAUAUGCCCUUACCCAAUCAGGAGAGCAUUACCACUUGUUGAACUCAUCUCUGCUGAUCUCGAUACUCAAUUACAUUCAAUGCUACACGGCCGAUCGUUGAUGCAUUUGGAAUAUCGGGAAUUUCAGAACCUCAUGGCAACAGCUGAACAGAUUUGGAAGAUAUGGGAUGAGAAUGUCAAAGAGUUCACAAACGUUGCUCGAGAAGUCACUCGGCGCAGAAACGAAAAGUUCAUUCCGAUCAAGAUAGUACCAAAGCACGCUGAGCUCCAAGCGCGACUGAAGUAUGUCAGUACUUUCCGUGACAACCAUGAGCAGCUGCAGAGAACCAUAGUCAACGUACUUGGUCCCAAGCUUGGAGAAGGAGACAGCAAUGGUGUAGUCCUUGUUGAAGAAAUGGGUGACGUUGAUGCUGUAGAGGAGGUUCAGCAAGCUUAUGCGGCAUUGAACAACGUUGAUUUGCUAGAUGUUACUCCCGAAGGAACUCGAGUCUGGGUACAAGCAGAAAUUACCUACAACGAGCGCACAUCAAGAGUUGAGAAUUCGAUUAUUGCACGCCUACGCGAUCGACUGGCAACUGCCAAGACCGCCAAUGAGAUGUUCAGAGUGUUUUCGAAAUUCAAUGCGCUUUUCGUUCGGCCCAAGAUCCGUGGGGCGAUUACCGAGUACCAAACGCAGCUCAUCGACAAUGUCAAACACGAUAUCUCGUCAUUGCACGAGCGAUUCAAGCAACAGUAUGGCCACUCCGAGGCGCACGCAAUGGCACAGCUUCGUGAUCUUCCCCCAGUCUCGGGUGCGAUCAUCUGGGCUCGCCAAAUUGAGAGACAGCUUAAUGGUUACAUGAAGAGAGUCGAGGAUGUCCUUGGACAUGACUGGGCUCUUCACUCCGAGGGCCAGAAGUUGCAGAGUGAAAGCAAUCUGUUCCGCAAGAAACUGGACACCCGCCCAAUUUUCGAAGCUUGGCUCCAUGAUGUCCAGCGGAAACAAAUUUCUAUUUCUGGCCGAUUGUUCAACAUUAACAAGAUUCGCGCAGCGAACAAUGCGCUUGAAUUGGCCGUGAACUUUGACUCCCAAGUCAUCGCACUCUUCAAGGAAACACGCAAUCUCUUAUGGCUUAAUUACGCUGUUCCCCACCAGAUCAACAACGUUUCCAAGGAAGCCAAGCGGGUCUAUCCUUAUGCAGUCAGUCUGAUGGAAAGCACCCGCACGCUGGCCCAGACGAGUCGACAAAUCGCUCAGAUGUCUGACGUGGCCAUUCUCCUUGGUGGCUACCAGAACGACGUCCAGAAUCUGAUCAUUAAGGGAAUUCCAUUGAAGUGGGAGUCAUUUGUUCAUUCAUAUGAAUUACACACCAAGAAUUCGUACCUGAACGGUCCGCUGGACAAUGCUAUCGGUGGGCGAAACGAGAGCAAGCACGUUCAGUUUGUGCGAGAGUUCGCAGCUGCGGUUUCCUUGUUGCAGACUAAGACAGCGGCACUAGCCACAACCAACAUCACCAUUCAAAAGGCGCUUGGGGAAUUGGAGACAUGCCCCUACGAUUCGGCAUCGUUUCAACAACGACUGGAAAUAGUCCAAAUGGCCGUUGAUCAGCUGAAUCUUGAGAAUUAUGUCAAUCUAAGCUAUUGGGUCAGAGAAAUGAAUGCACGAAUCAAGGUCACUCUUUUGGUUCGUUUGCGACAAGCCAUUUCUUCAUGGAUCGAGGCAUUUGAGAGCGAGCGCUCCGAAGGAGUUAAUGACGAUAGCCGUCGAAAGCAUCUUAGCUUGUCGACCAGCUUAUCUGGAGAACAAGGCCCUUCCUUGAAACGACUUGUGCACGAAGUAUCGAUGCGAAACCAAGUCAUCUACCUAGAUCCGCCUCUCGCCUUCGCUCGGGCAAACUGGUUCUUGCAAUUACACGAAUGGCUUGGUGUUGUCUGCAACCUGCGCAAAGUCAAGUCUUCCAGAUACGAGAUGAGUCUUUCGACCGGUAACGAUACCGAAGCUCGUUUCACAGAUCUUCCUGCGUCUUGCACAGAUAGCCUUUCUCAAGUCUACACGUGCAUCGAGACCAAACUGGACCAUGUCAAUGCCUACGUGGACAAAUGGCUGCAGUUCCAGUCGCUUUGGGACCUUCAAUCUGAACAGGUCUACGAAGAACUCGGUGAGCAGUUAUCCAAAUGGCUCCAGUGCAUUCAAGAUAUCCGGAAGGUACGUAGCACUUUCGACACGACCGAAGUGAGCCGUUCUUUUGGCCACCUCUCCAUCGACUACGAUCAAGUUCAGACGAAGGUAAAUGCCAAGUACGACCAGUGGCAGCAUGAGAUCCUGACGAAGUUCGCGGUGAGACUUGGGAUACGUGUUCGCGAAGUUUAUUCCGAAAUUGAAAAAGCACGUAAGGAUUUGGAAGUCCAGUCUCUGGAAGCAACAUCCACGGCCCAAGCUGUACAAUUCAUCACCAUUGUACAAACAUGUAAGCGUAAGGUUAAGGCCUGGGGUCCCGAGGUGGAUAUAUUCAGACAGGGUCAGACGACUUUGGUCCGGCAAAGAUACCAAUUCCCAGCAGACUGGUUGAAUGUUGAGCAAGUUGACUCAGAAUGGAUGGCUCUGAAUGAGAUCCUUGCUAGGAAGGCAAAGAUCGUGCAGGAUCAGACAGAUGCCCUCCGUGCGAAGAUCACGGCCGAAGACAAGGUUGUAGGUGAUAAGAUUGUCGAAAUCACCGGCCAGUGGAACGAAGAGAAACCAGUCUCGGGAACAAUUGCUCCUGACGUUGCAUCGGCGACAUUGAUGUCUUUCGAAGCCCGCAUUACCAGACUUCACGAAGACUCAGAAAUGGUUUCUCGAGCCAAGGAAGCAUUGGACCUUCCCGCAAACCCGGACACUACCCUUACUGCAAUACUUGAGGAAGUCCAAGAUUUCAAGUCUGUUUGGGCCGCGCUGUCCACAAUCUGGAAAAGUCUCAAUGAACUUCGUGAGGCACUGUGGACUCAGGUUCAACCUCGCAAGCUCAGAUCUAGUAUCGAUGGUUUGAUCAAGAUGACUAAAGAGAUGCCCAGUCGAAUGCGACAAUAUGCAGCCUUUGAACACAUCCAGAAUAUCCUCCGUCAAUUCCUUAAAGUUAACCCUAUAAUUGCAGAUCUGAAAUCCGAGGCUGUCCGGGAACGCCAUUGGAACAAGAUUUUCAAGGCUCUCAAGCCUGGAAAGCGAUACUCACCAAUCUCCAUGACACUCGGCGAUGUCUGGGAUCUCCAUCUCGCUGCCAGUGAAGUCGUCAUCCGAGAUAUUAUUGCUCAAGCUCAGGGCGAAAUGGCCUUGGAGGAAUUCUUGAAGCAAGUUCGAGAAAUCUGGUCCAAUUACUCCCUUGAUCUUGUCAACUACCAGAAUAAGUGCCGACUCAUCCGUGGAUGGGAUGAUCUGUUUGCGAAAUGCAGCGAGAACCUCAACUCUUUGCAAGCUAUGAGGCAUUCUCCCUACUACAAGGAAUUCGAAGAGGAGGCAUCAUCCUGGGAAGACAAACUCAACCGAGUUCACGUUCUUUUUGAUGUAUGGAUCGACGUUCAGCGUCAAUGGGUGUACUUGGAGGGCGUAUUCACUGGAAAUGCAGACAUCAAGCAUCUGCUACCUAUUGAGUCUUCCAGAUUCCAGAACAUAAACUCUGAAUUCUUUGCGGUCAUGAAGAAGGUCUACAAGCAGCCAUUUGUCCUCGAUGUUCUCAACAUCUCUGGGGUUCAGAAAUCUCUUGAACGUCUUGCAGAAUUGCUCAACAAGAUUCAGAAGGCUCUAGGAGAGUAUCUUGAGCGUGAGAGAGUCUCAUUUCCCAGAUUUUAUUUCGUUGGCGACGAAGACCUUCUCGAGAUCAUCGGCAACAGCAAUGACACCUUGCGCAUUGCGAAGCACUUCAAGAAGAUGUUCGCUGGCCUGUCCGGACUGAUCAUGGACGAAGACCAUCUCAUUUCUGGGUUCACUUCAAAGGAAGGCGAGGAGGUCAGACUGAAGAAGGAGAUUUCCCUGAUCAAGACCCCCAAGAUCAACGACUGGCUAGCCUUGCUUGAGAGCAGCAUGAAGUCAACUCUCGCUGAGCUCCUGGCUGAGGCCAUUGAACAAUAUGAGCCAAUUUUCAACUCCGAAGAGGUUGAACAGGCUUCUUUGAAUGCUUACAUUUCUGCGUUUCCCAGUCAGAUUGUUGUUCUUGCUACUCAGGCAGUUUGGACCUCCACUGUUGAGAAGUCUCUGGAAGCUGGUGGCUCUACUCUUGAGCAUCUCUAUGAGCAAGAGGUCAAGGUACUCCGACUUCUUGCAGCCACGGUUCUUGGUGAUCUCGAUCCCAUUCAACGAAAGAGAUGUGAACACCUCAUAACGGAAUGUGUCCAUCAACGAGAUGUUAUUGAGAAGCUAAAGAACAUGGAGGCUUCUUCUCCGACUCAUUACCAUUGGCUUCUUCAAAUGCGUUAUGUCUACAAGGCCGAAGGAGACUGGCUUCAACGCUUGCACAUCAAAAUGGCAAAUGCCACGCUCAAUUACGGAUUUGAGUACCUUGGAGUUGCCGAACGUCUUGUACGAACUCCACUUACCGACCGUUGUUUCUUGACUUUAACACAGGCACUUUGCCAACGAUUGGGUGGCUCUCCUUAUGGUCCUGCUGGAACUGGUAAGACCGAGUCCGUCAAGGCUCUGGGUGUACAGUUGGGACGAUUUACACUCGUCUUCUGCUGUGAUGAUACUUUCGAUUUCCAGGCGAUGGGUCGCAUUUUUCUUGGUAUCUGUCAGGUUGGAGCUUGGGGUUGUUUCGAUGAGUUCAAUCGGCUGGAAGAGCGUAUCUUGUCUGCCGUUUCUCAGCAGGUCCAGAACAUCCAGCUUGGUCUCAAGCAAGGCAUGGAGGAUGAAAAGUCGCAAAUUGAACUGGUCGGCCGGCAACUACGAGUCAACGCUAACACCGGCAUCUUCAUCACCAUGAAUCCCGGAUACGCUGGGCGUUCCAACCUUCCAGACAAUCUUAAGAAGCUGUUUAGAAGUGUCGCAAUGUCUAAGCCCGACAAAGAGCUCAUUGCCGAAGUCAUGCUUUACUCUCAAGGUUUCAACCAAGCCAAGCAGCUUUCGAAACAGACUGUUCCAUUCUUUGACAGUUGUGCCGCGAAGCUUUCGAAGCAGGCACAUUACGAUUUCGGACUUCGUGCUCUCAAGAGUGUACUUGUCAGCUCUGGUGGACUCAAGCGUGCCCGUCUCACUGAUUCAGGUGGCGAUCUGGGCCCAGAGGAGGAAGUGGAACCUCAAAUUAUCGUCCAGAGCAUACGUGAAACUAUUGCUCCCAAGUUGAUCAAAAGUGACGUCGAGAUCAUGAGAUCAAUCGAGGCGGAAUCCUUCCCUGGCGUCCAGUACGUGCCAGCCACUCUCAAGGAAUUGAAGGCAGCGAUUCACUCCAUUGCAGACGAGAGGCAUCUUGUCAUGAACCCAACCUGGAUGACGAAGAUCCUUCAACUCUACCAAAUCCAGACCAUCCACCACGGUGUCAUGAUGGUUGGAAAUUCUGGAUCUGGAAAAUCUGUUGCAUGGAAGCUUCUUCUUCAGGCCUUGCAACAAGUAGAAGGCGUCGAAGGCGUGUGCCACAUCAUCGACUCAAAGGUCAUGUCAAAGGAGGCAUUAUACGGAAAUUUGGAUUCAACUACUCGGGAGUGGACUGAUGGUCUUUUCACAAGCAUUCUGCGGAAGAUUGUGGACAAUCUACGCGGAGAAGAGGCCAAGAGACACUGGAUAGUAUUUGAUGGUGAUGUCGAUCCCGAAUGGGUAGAGAACCUGAACAGUGUGCUCGAUGACAACAAGCUUCUCACGCUUCCCAAUGGGGAGCGUCUUAACCUGCCUUCCAAUGUUCGCAUCAUGUUCGAAGUCGAGACUCUCAAGUAUGCCACUCUAGCCACUGUCAGUCGUUGUGGAAUGGUGUGGUUCAGCGAGGAUACUGUAACAUCCAACAUGAUGGUCAGCAAUUACCUAGAUACAUUGCGAGCCGUGGCGCUCGAAGAUCUGGACGAAGAUGCUGUCUCGACUGGUCAAACAGCUGCAAAGGCCCUAGCUCUUCAAGGUCAAGUUGCGGAUCUCCUCGACGCUUUCCUCACCACUGGUGACUUCAUCCUGAAUGCUCUUGAGCGCGCCCGAGGAUUCAACCACAUUAUGGAGUUCACAGUCGCUCGAGUUCUCAACACACUGUUCUCUUUGCUAAACAAGGGCGUCCGCGAUAUUAUCGAGUAUAACAAUCAGCACGUCGACUUCCCACUCGACCCGGACCAGGUCGAAUCUUUCAUCGCCAAGAAGCUGUUGCUGGCCUUGGUCUGGUCACUGACCGGUGAUUGUCCUUUGGGAGAUCGCAAGAGCUUCGGAGAUUGUUUGGCUGGCCUUGCUACCUUUGGAUCCCCCAUCAUGGGAGAUAACUCUUCGUUAAUCGAUUACGAUGUCACUUUACCAAAGGCCGAGUGGAUACCCUGGCAAAACUCGGUCCCGACUAUUGAGGUCAACACUCACUCAAUCACUCAGACUGAUGUUGUUAUCCCCACGCUGGAUACUGUACGCCACGAGGAUGUUCUUUACUCCUGGCUUGCUGAACACAAGCCUCUCCUUCUGUGUGGUCCUCCGGGUUCCGGAAAGACGAUGACUUUAUUCAGCGCUCUCCGCAAGUUGCCUAAUAUGGAAGUCGUGGGCUUAAAUUUCUCUAGCGCCACAACACCAGAUCUCCUCAUCAAGACUUUUGAGCAGUACUGUGAGUACAAGAAGACAUUAAAUGGAGUCAUUCUUUCGCCAACGCAAAUCGGACGGUGGCUGGUGCUCUUCUGCGACGAAAUCAACUUGCCAGCUCCCGAUAAGUAUGGCACACAAAGAGCCAUCUCAUUCCUGCGACAACUUGUCGAGCAAAACGGAUUCUGGCGUACCUCAGACAAGACAUGGGUCACUCUCGACCGCAUCCAGUUCGUCGGUGCUUGCAAUCCUCCAACCGAUGCUGGUCGAACACCCAUGGGGGCUCGAUUCUUACGGCAUGCUCCACUUGUUAUGGUCGAUUACCCGGGUGAAUUGUCGCUCCAGCAGAUUUACGGUACAUUCAAUAGCGCCGUUCUUAAGAUCAUCCCAUCUCUUAGAGGGUAUUCCGAAUCUCUCACCAAAGCUAUGGUCCAGUUCUAUCUCGAAUCCCAGCAGCGUUUCACCGCAAAGAUUCAGCCCCAUUACGUCUACAGUCCUCGUGAACUUACAAGAUGGGUCCGGGGUAUCUACGAGGCUAUUCGGCCUCUUGAGACACUUUCUGUAGAGGGAUUGGUUCGUAUCUGGGCCCACGAGGCACUUCGCUUGUUCCAGGAUCGUCUCGUUGCAGAAGAUGAACGCAACUGGACUAACGAUGCCAUCAAUCGUACCGCUUUAGACCAUUUCCCAACAAUUGAACAGGACAAGGCCCUUGGUGGCCCGAUCUUGUUCUCCAACUGGUUGUCGAAGAACUACGUCCCUGUGGACCGAGAGCAAUUACGCGAGUUUGUCAGAGCCCGACUGAAGACUUUCUGUGAGGAGGAGGUCGAUGUUCCGUUGAUCUUGUUCAAUGAUGUCCUCGAGCACGUCCUUCGUAUCGAUCGUGUUUUCCGACAGCCCCAGGGACAUCUCAUCUUGAUCGGAGUAAGUGGGAGUGGAAAGACAACCCUAUCUCGAUUCGUUGCAUGGAUGAAUGGUCUCAAGGUUUUUCAGAUCAAGGUUCAUGGCAAGUACUCUGCCGAGGACUUUGACGAUGAUCUUAGAGAUGUUCUUCGCCGCUCAGGUUGCAAGGGAGAGAAGAUUUGUUUUAUCAUGGACGAAUCCAACGUUCUUGACUCUGGGUUUCUCGAGAGAAUGAACACACUGCUGGCCAACGCUGAAGUGCCAGGUCUGUUCGAGGGCGAUGAGCUCGCAUCACUGAUGACAGCUUGCAAGGAAGGUGCUCAACGCCAAGGUCUGCUCCUCGAUUCGCAGGAAGAAUUGUAUAAGUGGUUCACUGGGCAGAUUGUCAAGAAUCUCCACGUCGUUUUUACCAUGAAUCCGCCUGAAGAUGGCCUUUCUUCUAAGGCUGCAACCAGUCCAGCCCUGUUCAAUCGUUGCGUCCUUAACUGGUUCGGAGAUUGGUCUGAUCAAGCAUUAUUCCAGGUUGGUACAGAGUUAACUCAACGUGUCGACCUCGAUAGGCCCAAUUUCACAGCUCCCGACAGCAUCCCUGUAGCCUACCGUGAUCUUGUUCUUCCACCCUCCCAUCGUGCGGCAGUUGUUAAUUCGAUGGUCUACAUCCAUUACUCGCUUCACCGAUUCAACGUCAAGCUGCUCAAGCAACAGAAUCGGGUUACAUUUCUCACUCCCAGACACUUCUUGGAUUUCGUGGCGCAAUACGUCAAGCUCUACAAUGAGAAGCGCGAAGACCUGGAAGAGCAACAACGCCAUCUCAAUGUCGGUUUAGAAAAGUUAAGAGAUACAGUCGACAAGGUGCGAGACUUGCGUGUUAGUCUGGCAGAGAAGAAGGAUCAACUGGAAAGAAAGGACGCCGAAGCUAAUGAGAAGUUGCAACGUAUGGUGGCAGAUCAGCGAGAGGCUGAGCAGCGGAAGACAACUUCCUUGGAGAUCCAAGCUGCCUUGGAGAAGCAGGAGGUGGAGGUUAGCGAGAGAAGAGAGUUGGUUUUGAAUGAUUUGGCUAGUGCGGAGCCGGCAGUUCUGGAAGCACAGAAGAGUGUCAGCAACAUCAAGCGUCAACAUCUGACGGAAGUGAGAUCUAUGGGCAACCCUCCUGCGGGUGUAAAGCUUGCGCUUGACUCAGUGUGUACCUUGCUCGGUCACAAAGUCGACAGCUGGAAGACCAUACAAGGAAUUGUUCGAAAAGACGACUUCAUCGCCAGCAUCGUCAACUAUGACAACGAAAGGCAGAUGACCAAGAACCUCCGCAUCAAGAUGCGUAACGAAUACCUUUCCAAUGAUGACUUCACAUACGAGAAGGUGAACCGUGCCAGUAAAGCGUGUGGUCCGCUAGUUCAGUGGGUCCAGGCACAAGUCAACUACUCGGAAAUUCUUGACCGUGUUGGUCCGCUCAGAGAGGAAGUGGGUAUGCUCGAAGAGCAAGCACUUCAAACAAAGGCAGAGGCACAGGCUAUCGAGAACACUAUCAACACUCUCGAGCAAAGUAUCGCAACGUACAAGACUGAGUACGCCGCUUUGAUCAGCGAGACUCAAGCCAUCAAAACCGAGAUGACUCGCGUCCAAUUCAAAGUUGAUCGUAGUGUUCGACUGCUGGACAGUUUGUCUUCCGAGAGAGUACGUUGGGAAGAGGGCAGCAAAUCCUUCGAGACACAGAUCGCUACUCUUGUAGGGGACGUACUUGUUGCAGCCGCUUUCCUUGCAUAUAGUGGUCUCUACGAUCAACAGUUUCGAAAGAAUAUGAUGGACGAUUGGCUCCACCAACUUCAGAUGUCUGGCAUCGAUUUCAAACAGCACAACCCAAUCACCGAAUACCUUUCGACCGCUGAUGAAAGACUCGGAUGGCAAGAGAACUCAUUGCCUGUCGACGAUCUGUGCACAGAGAACGCCAUCAUCCUGGAGCGUUUCAAUCGAUACCCUUUGAUCAUUGAUCCCUCUGGCAGAGUGACCGAUUUCCUUCAAAAGCAAAGCCAGGAUAGACGCCUCACCGUCACGAGUUUCCUGGACGACUCAUUUACCAAGCAACUGGAGAGUUCCCUCCGUUUUGGAAACCCAAUUCUAAUCCAAGAUGCGGAAUACCUGGAUCCAGUGCUCAACCAUGUGUUGAACAAAGAGUACCAAAAGACUGGCGGUCGUGUUCUCAUCCAGCUCGGCAAACAAGAAAUUGAUUUUUCACCAGCUUUCAAGAUCUAUCUUUCGACCAGAGAUCCUUCCGCGACGUUCGCACCAGACAUUUGCUCACGUACUACGUUUGUCAAUUUCACCGUUACUCAGAGCAGUCUUCAAACCCAGUCACUCAACGAGGUUCUCAAGUCUGAGCGACCUGAUGUCGAUGAGCGAAGAUCCAAUCUCAUCAAGCUACAAGGUGAAUUCAAGGUGCAUCUUCGACAGUUGGAGAAGCGUUUGCUGCAGGCACUGAACGAAUCGCGAGGCAAUAUUCUGGAUGAUGACAACGUGAUUGAGACUCUUGAGACUCUCAAGAAGGAAGCUGCCGAGAUCUCGAUCAAGAUGAGCAACACCGAAGGCGUCAUGACAGAGGUUGAUGAGAUCACACUUCAAUACAAUAUCAUCGCACGAUCUUGCAGUGCAGUAUUUGCUGUGAUUGAGCAGCUACAUUACCUCAACCAUUUCUACCAGUUCUCGCUGCAGUACUUUCUCGACAUUUUCCACUCUGUACUACACGGAAACAAGCGAUUGACCAAUGAGACAAACCACAACGUCCGCCGAGAUAUCAUCAUCGAGGAUCUGUUCAUCACUACCUACCAACGCACAUCUCUCAGUCUUCUACAAAAGGAUAGGAUCACGCUAGCCAUGCUUCUCGCGCAAGCCGCUCCCUACAAGAUGGACAAGACUCUCAUCGAUGUGAUCCUCGACGAAAGCAUUGAGGGCACAGACGUCUCAACCGAGUCGCACAAGAAAGACGAAGUCCUCGCGAGAGCAGUGAAACUUGCCGCUCUCAGAGGUAAGCUCGAGGUGGUUUCCCCAGAAGCUUGGGAACGCUUCCUGUUCGAGGAGAUGGGCGAGAAAUACGUCCCACAGAUUUGGGAGGAUAACGUCGAGAAGCGGGAUCAGGAACUCCUGUCUCUGCUGCUCGUCAAGCUGUUUCGCCUUGAUCGAUUCGUGCCGGCUGCCGAAAGAUUUGUUACUGCUGUCUUCGGUCCUGGUAUCUUUGAUACAACAGAGGAUCUUAAGGAUACCGUUGAACAAGUGUCUGCGAGUCGGCCAAUCGCCCUCUGUUCAAGCCCUGGCUUCGACGCCAGUUACAAGGUCGACAACUUGGUUGAGCGCUCUCGGGCAGCGUGUACCAACAUUGCCAUGGGAUCUAAUGAAGGCCCAGCAACCGCAGACAAAGCCAUCGCUAACGCUGCUGCGAACGGAUCAUGGGUUCUUGUCAAGAACGUACAUCUUGCACCAACUUGGCUGCAAAGUCUAGAGAAGAGAAUGGAUUCACUCAAGCCUCAGGCCAACUUCAGACUGUUCCUGUCCAUGGAGUCUAGUCCCAAGAUUCCAGUCAACCUUUUGAGGGCGUCCCGCGUCUUGAUGUACGAGCAACCUGCUGGAGUGAGAGCAAACAUGAAGGAUUCGAUGACUUCUCUGUCGACGAGAGCUACAAAAAAUCCGGUGGAGCGAACCAGACUGUACCUACUUCUGUCUUUCUUGCACGCUGUAGUCCAGGAGAGACUGCGAUAUGCCCCUAACCUGGGCUGGAAGGGUUUCUGGGAAUUCAACGACAGUGAUUAUGAAUGUUCUGCAUUCAUCAUUGACACUUGGGUCGAGGCAGUUGCCAUGGGCCGCACAAAUGUUGCACCCCAGAACUUGCCUUGGGAGAUGAUCCGCACCUUGAUCACCGAGACGUAUGGAGGAAAGAUUGACGACGAGGGAGAUUUUGCUCGCCUCAAUCAACUUGUGAACUCUUUUAUGACACCUGCAGCAUACGAUAUCGGCCACAAACUGGUGGAGGGUGUUGCAGGGAACGGCACAUCGGAUGUCGAUGGCAGCUUGGUCGUGCCCAGUGGAACCACUCUCACAGAUUUCACCGAGUGGAUUAAGAACUUACCAGAGCGCGAGCCACCUACAUAUCUCGGCCUACCCGCCAACGCAGAGAAGUUGCUGCUCGUUGGACAGGGUCUAAGCAUGAUCCAGAACCUGGGAAAGAUUACAGAGUUGCUAGAUGAGGGAGAGCAGCUGAUGGCGGAAGCUGCAUAG
Molecule: messenger RNA, 13059 nt
Organism: Drepanopeziza brunnea f. sp. 'multigermtubi' MB_m1
Lineage: Eukaryota; Fungi; Ascomycota; Leotiomycetes; Helotiales; Drepanopezizaceae
Source: RefSeq, a predicted model, not a curated record